AACUGCAGUGUUCUUCUUAUCAUUUCUCAGCUGAAGUCUACAGCUACACGUGCCAAUCUGGUUGCCUAUCUUAUGUUUUCUUACUUCGUUUCCCUUCCCCUCAUUCCCUAACCUGUCUUUAUAUUCCGGCGUGCACUGCAAAUAAACGCCCAUUCUUCCAGCUUGUAAGCGUGUGUCUGCCUCGCCUGCGUCAAGCGCAGUGUCCGACUUACGAUGUAACAGUGGCGACGAGAAACGGAAAGCAAAACCCCUGGCAAAACCUUGAAGCACAGGACGGCAGCUACGCUACAAGGCGACGACUCGACGAUGGCACACCAGCAACUGCCCGACUUCGACGACGAAAGAGACAACUGGAAGGCCUAUGUUAUCAAGGCAGAGGCAUACUUUGAGGCAACGGGCGUGAAGGAGUCGGCAAGGAAACGGGCACUUUUGGUGGCAGCUUUAAGCACGCGCACCGUUCAAAUAUUAGCAGGACGAGUAGCGCCGAAGAAGCCGAAUUCUUUGGAGUACGAAGACGUCGUGAAAGUCUUGGACGAGUUUUUUGAUCCCAAGCGCCAUGAGAUUACCGAAAGCUUCCGCUUCUUCAACCGCUGCCCGCUUGAUGGUGAGUCUGUCCAAGAAUUCAUUACUGAAAUUCGUCGAAUUGUGGACAACUGCAAUUUUGGUACCAUGCUCGACCGAAUGCUACGGGAUAGAAUUGUGUGCGGCAUAAUAUCGACUGCACUGCAGAAACAACUCCUGACAAAGAAAGAUCUGUCCGUAGAGGAAGCUGAAAUGAUGGCACUGUCGGCUGAAGCUGCAGAUAAGGACGCCAAUAAAAUGGCCGCAGACACGUCGGCGGUGCUUAAAAUUAAGGCGCAGUCAGCCUCAACGAAAGACGUACUGGCCGAAUUAAUGCUCGUUGUUAUCACUGCGGUCGACAUGGUCACCUAG
This is a messenger RNA of Dermacentor andersoni, 933 nucleotides long. Lineage: Eukaryota; Metazoa; Arthropoda; Arachnida; Ixodida; Ixodidae. The record is from RefSeq and is a predicted model, not a curated record.